GUGGCAUGCCUUGUAAAGAUUCUUGCGGUACUGGUGUUUUUUUUUUUUUUUAAUCUCUUCCCAUCGCCAUCGUUGUUCCAGUCCGUCCGAGGCAGCGGAGCGGCUACCCUCCGGUGCGGGCUCCGGCGAGCACGCUCCUCCUCCCUCGGUAACAGUCUUGAAAAAUAUGUGGAAAGCUAAGAGGGGCGGUGGUGAUCUCCCUAGAAGCUUUCAUAAGAAUAGUAGAGCCUUCAAGAAUGAGUGGAUCUCAGGUGACCUCCUUCGGAACUCUAAGCAAGAUGUUUGGACUGGUCUCAGUGAUGGGCUUAAAUCAUAUUUGUCUAAAAGUGUCGCUUCUAUUAUUUUGUUCAAUGGAGACAAAAUCUUAUUUUCAUGCUCAGGCAUAGCUAUAGAACACCAGUUUUUUACAAAGUUUUUGACUACUGCAACUCUGGUUAGAGCUCUUAAUGCUACGACCAAACACCAUGAUGACUUAAAGAUUCAAGUGCGCCUUGACGGCACCAGACUGUAUGAUGGGUAUAUGGCUGAAUAUGAUUUGGAUAAUGACUUUUCUGUUGUCGAAGUCUAUAGUGUCCGUGAUGUUCAGGUUGGACCUUUCCAAAGUGCACUUGAAAGUCUGCCCCAUGGUGAGGUAUUAGCUGUAGGGCAUGACACCUCCGGCGAAAUAAUGGUCGAGACUGUGGAGUUGAAUGGCGAUUCAAAGGUAUCCGAGGAUGAUAGAGAUCUUCAUUGUAAAAUCUCAAAGCCUUGGGAAGGUGGGCCGCUUCUUUCUGUUGAUGGGGAUAUGGUUGGCAUGAACCUUUUUUUUACCAAUAGAAGAGCCAUUUUUCUACCAUGGGGCACAACUCUCAAUCAUUACUUGACAUUCGUGCAAAAGAAGACUGGCCUUGUACAAUAAAAAAAAAUGAAGGUUCACAGGCCUGAAGCAUCCAUAGGUGAGAAAUCUAACAGCCAUCCAGAAGUACAUGGAGAUUUUCUCAACCAGGAACAGUUAGAUCUUGACUCCAUGGGUUAUCCUAAGUUACCAUCCUCCAUGUUAGGAGCUGGCAUGAUCUUGGUUAAUUCUUUUGAAGACCCUUUUGGCGACAUAUAUGGUGAAGGUGUCUGGAGAAAAUUCAGCAGAAGAGCUUCUAUCCUAAAUCGCAAUGUUGUCGCACUGGCUUCAUUCAAUGGAGAAAAAAGGUUUUUUGCAUGCACAGGUUUUUUUAUUGAAUGGAGUGGAUCUAAGAUGAUUUUGACAUCAGCGAGCUUGGUUAGAGAUUCUGGUGAUGAGAACAAGAUUGAUGAAAACUUGAGGAUUAAAGUGUUUCUUAACAACCAAUGCAAAGAAGGGAAGUUAGAGCAUUGCAAUCUACAUUACAACAUUGCUCUAGUCAGUGUCAAGUACCGUGCUCUUCGUCCAUUAAAUACGAGCUUUGAUUGCAAGUCUUCUAGAGUAGUGGCUGUAGGGCGUUGCUUCAAUUCUGGCACGUUAAUGGCUACUAGUGGUCGUCUAGUUCCUUGGACAGGCACACUUGACUGCCAGUUCCUCGCAUGUUCCACAUGUAAAAUUACUAAGGCUGGGAUUGGAAGCCCUCUUGUUAAUCUUGAUGGCAAUGUUAUUGGCAUGAACUUCUAUGACACAAGAAUUGGAACUCCUUUCUUAUUAUGGGAAGAGAUCUGCAAGAUUCUAGCAUCGUUUGAGACAAAAAGUGAAUCUAGUGGUGAUAUUGGCAAUGCCUCUGGUGCGUGUUUCUGGAAAAUGCCAAGAGAUGUCAAAAAUAAGGUUAACAGGUGGUCUGUGCCCAAGCCACGCUGGUGCCGUCCUGAAGAUGCUGAAUCUGAUGAUGAUGAUAAGUUAGCUUUUGAUGAUACUGGCCAGCUUCAAUACAGUUAUAUUUUGGGACGGAAAGUCAAGCUCCUUCGUCUCACAAUCCCCAUAUCGGUUCCGAUUGUUGAAGCUAAAUCCACUGAUGAGCCUGGAGUUGAUCCUUUCGCACAAAGGAAGCAAAAGAAGAAGCGGGUAGAAAAGCAAGGAAAAAACAGACUAGAGAACUUAAAGAAAGCUGCAAAAGUUGGUGCUUUGCCAAGUCAUAUACAACUUGCUGCAACGUCCUUGCCCAUCACAGGAACUAAAGCUGAUCUUCCGAAAAAAUCUAGAAAAGAGGAUCUUGAGAAUGUUGCUGGCAUGGGAUCUGCAACAGCAAGUGGUGGGAAGUUUGAUGAGAAGUUGCCUGGCGAGAAACCUCCAAAGCAUCCUGGCAAACAUAAAAAGUUUAUCCCAGUUGCUGAAGGGGAGGGAAUGGGCAACCUGGGGAAACAGCAGAAUGACAAAAUUCUGAUGUCUCUACUUGCCAGAAACUCUGAACAGCUUGAUGUUUGCAAGGCAAACACAAUGUACAAGGUGAAGAAGGAAAAGCGAAGAAGGAAAGACAGAGAGAUGUCCUCGAGAUCUGAUAAGCUCAAGCCCCAGAAGAAACCUUUCAAGAAAUCAUCUAAGAAAAAAGCUUAGGUCAACAUCUUUCUUGUGACUUGUUUUUGGAGGUGACCAUAGUUUUGAAUGCUCAAGGAGACCUGUUGCAUCUUCCUAUGUUUGAAUCUAUGGGAGAAUUACUGUUGUUCCUUUAUAACUGGUUAAGAGUUAUGACAUAGGCCUGAAUGAUGAUAUAACAAGAUCACAAAUCUCUGUUAUGCCCUGCUAUGUGCGUAUUAUAUUUUCAAAUUUUGUUUGAUGUGGUUUGCAAGUCAUCUGUAUUGAUUCCUGAAACCCAUUCCAAAGGAUGUCCUGACAAA
This is a messenger RNA of Oryza sativa Japonica Group (Japanese rice), 2772 nucleotides long. RefSeq lists its product as uncharacterized. NCBI's taxonomy places the organism in Eukaryota, Viridiplantae, Streptophyta, Magnoliopsida, Poales, Poaceae. The record is from RefSeq and is a predicted model, not a curated record.